Messenger RNA from Asparagus officinalis (garden asparagus), 1067 nucleotides. RefSeq names its product ras-related protein RIC2. Bases 185 to 838 code for a protein of 217 amino acids. NCBI's taxonomy places the organism in Eukaryota, Viridiplantae, Streptophyta, Magnoliopsida, Asparagales, Asparagaceae. Gene Ontology annotation, cellular component: endosome. The transcript has 2 exons. Gene Ontology annotation, molecular function: GTPase activity; GTP binding. The record is from RefSeq and is a predicted model, not a curated record.
AUACGAACAUGUGCCUCAAAAGCCGCUCCACCUGUCUCGCUCCGCCCGCUCCGCCGUAGAAUCCACCACCCCCCAAACCCACCCAAAUUCCCAAAUCAAAAAAACUCAAACCAAAAAAGGAAAGAAGCCGAGUGAGUGAGAUACUCGCCCACGCCUCUCCUCACUCUCGAAGAGGGAAAAAAAAAUGGCCGCUUACAGAGCAGAGGACGACUAUGACUACCUCUUCAAGGUCGUCCUCAUCGGCGACUCUGGCGUCGGCAAGUCGAACCUCCUCUCGAGGUUCACCAGGAACGAGUUCAGCCUCGAGUCCAAGUCCACUAUUGGGGUCGAGUUCGCUACGAGGAGCUUGAAUGUUGAUGGGAAAGUGAUCAAGGCUCAGAUUUGGGACACUGCAGGACAAGAAAGGUACCGAGCCAUAACCAGUGCCUACUAUCGAGGCGCUGUAGGAGCAUUACUUGUCUACGACGUCACUCGCCACUCCACAUUCGAGAACGCUGAGAGAUGGCUAAAAGAACUAAGGGACCACACAGACCCGAACAUAGUCGUCAUGCUCAUCGGUAACAAAUCGGACCUCCGCCACCUUGUCGCAGUAUCAACCGAAGAUGGCAAAUCUUUGGCUGAGAAAGAAUCACUCUAUUUUAUGGAGACAUCGGCUCUUGAAGCUACAAAUGUCGAGAAUGCCUUUUCGGAGGUUUUGACUCAGAUUUAUAGGAUUGUAAGCAAGAAGGCGGUGGAAGCUGGUGAUGAUGCGGCUUCUGCUGUUCCUGCUAAGGGGGAGAAGAUCAAUGUUAAAGAUGAUGUUUCUGCUCUCAAGAGAGUUGGAUGUUGCUCUAGUUAGUGCGUGCUUGUUUGCUUGGUGAUUUUGUGUCAUGUAGUCGUCACUCUUUUCUCUUAUGCUCUUAAAUCUUUUGUUUUGGAUUUGCUAAAACUAAGUAUUUGUAGUUUGUUGCAUAUAUACCUUAGGAUGGUUUGAUUGGGUUUGGUUGCGUUCUGUGUGCGUUUGAUUAUGGGUUAAUGUAUCAACUUUAUUCCUUAAUAGAAGAAAUUGCAGCUAAGGAUAUAAAACA